Rotaria sordida is the source of this 2940-nucleotide messenger RNA. Lineage: Eukaryota; Metazoa; Rotifera; Eurotatoria; Philodinida; Philodinidae. The record is from the annotation of a GenBank genome assembly.
AUGCCAAAAUAUAUUUCUACACAAGAUGAAAUUGAACAAACAAAUGGAUCUACUUUUAGUUUAGUUGUAAAGUCUUUAAAUACAUUUUCAACCAAUUAUCGAAGAUUUAAUUUAACGUAUAACGAUGAUGAACAAGCAUUUUGUGAUUAUUUACUUAGAGAAUCAUUACCAAAUGUGAUAAUAAAAAUAAUCGGUACAAAUAAUGAACAAACUAAAUAUUCCCCGAGAGCAUCAAUUCAAAAUGCAUUUCAACAGUCUAUGUGCACAAUAAUGGAGCAGACUAAUAUUUGGCUUUUGAAUGGUACUAGAGAAAUGAUUGGUUUGGUAGAUUAUGACAAAAACCCAACUAAAGAUAAUGAAUUACAACCAAAUAUUAUUAUAUGUGAACCAUUUGAAAAAUCACAACUUUUAAUAUAUCAUACUACAACAGAUCGAUUCAUAGAUAAAAUUAUUUGUCAAAUGCAACAACAAGAAGCAUUUUCUCGAAUUCCUAUUGUUGCUUUACUUAUGCAAGGCGAUACUUCAUCUGUAACAGAUAUCAUAGAUUAUAAUAAUAAACACAUUCCAACUAUCAUUUUAAAAGGUACAGGAUUUAUUGCUAAUCAAUUAGCUGCUAUAUGUGAAUCAAUCGAAAGUGAACAUAAAACUAUACGUACAAGAUCAUCUAACGAAAAAUUAUUAUCAGAAAUAGAUGUUCACAAAUUUUCUCAUCAUAUAAAUGCUAAUAAAAAUAAUCUUAUCUUCGUUUGUCAACCAGGUAAAGAUGAAAUUGAUGAAAGUAUUCUUCGAGCAUUUCGUUCUGCAAUAAGAAUUAUUGAUAAUUCUCAUGUUCAUAUCAAGGAAUUAAAUUUUGCUAUACAAUUAAAUAAAAUUGAUUAUGCACAAAGGUAUAUACUCAAUCAUAAUACAAUUAUCGAUUGGACAAAUGACGAAUUAGAUGUAUGUCUGGAAACUGCAAUUCUUUCAAAUGCUGUAUCAUUCGUUGAAUUAUUAUUUAAAUAUGGUGCAUCAUUACAACGUUUAGCUCUUAUUGGUAAUGUUGAUCAUUUCCAAAUCAAACCUGACAAGAAAAACAGUCGUGAGGUUGAGUUUGCCGUUGAAACUCAUUCUCUAGUAACACAUCUUGAUUCGGAUAGACGAAUUAAAACAUAUCUUCGUCUUUUAUUUUGUUGGUCUGUUGAAAAUGAAUAUUUUGAACUUGUUGCAAGUAUUUGUACUCGAUUAGAAGAUUCAAUCAUUGCUAUGUUACUUGUUAGUCAAUGGUGUCAACUUAAAGAACAAAAUGAUUCUACAACAUCAAAUGAUUAUCGAAAAUAUCGCAAAUUAUUUCAAACCUAUGCUGCUGAUAUACUUGAUCGGUAUUAUGCAGAUAGUGAAGAAGAAACAAUUGAAUUUUUAUCUGAAAAAUCAAUUUUAUAUCAAGAUCAAGAAGCAUUAGUUCUAAUUGAUGAUCUUUGUUCAAAAACAUUAGUAUCAAAUAAAUGUAUACAAUCGUUUGCUAAUACACUAUGGUAUGGAAAGCAUUUUCAUCGAGAUAGAAACUUUCUAUGGGAAAUAUUGGUGUGGCUUGUAUGUAUUUUUCCAUUAUUAUUAUUUAUUCCAUUUAUACGUAAUCGAAUUCUUCAAUGGGAUAAAACAGAGAAGACUGAACAACGAAGAAAUAACUUUCGAAGUAGAAUAAGAAAUAUAUUUGAACCUUUUCAUCGAUUUUAUUUUGGAAAUGUAUUUAUUCCAUUUCAUUACAAUAUGGGUUCAUAUGCUGCUUUUCUGGUUUUAUUCAGUUAUACAAUAUUAUUUGAUUAUUUUCCAUUGAAUAUUUAUGAUGAACACCGUUCAAAUAUUUAUAGAUUACCAAUUCCAAUAACCGAAUUAAUUGUACAUAUAUUUCUUGCAUCACUUGGAUUAGAAGAAGUUCGACAAAUUAUUUUACAUGUUAAAUCAACUUUAGUUAGAUCUCCUUAUUGGACAAAAUUAGAAGGAAUAAAUCGUCAUCGUAAUACAAUAUGGUCAUUUUAUAGGCAUGAUUCAUGGAAUGUAUUAGAUUUUAUUGCUUUUACUUUUUGGAUUAUUGGUUUUAUUACACGUUUUAUUGUCAAAGAUUAUGUAUUUGCAAUAUCAAAAAUAUUUAUGAGUCUUGAUUUAUGUUUAUGGUAUAUGCGAUGUUUGCACAUAUUUCUUGCAUCAGAAACAUUAGGACCAAAAUUAAUAAUGAUAUUUCAUACGAUGAAAGAUUUAGUAUUAUUUCUUCUUUUUAUAUUUAUUUUUCAUUUAGCUUAUACAAUAACAACAUUUUCAUUAAUAUCAACAUCAUCAAUGGUUAUUUGGUCAAAUUCAACAUAUUUUGAAACAAUACAACAUGGAGGAAAUUUAACUAAUAUUGAAAUUUUACGAAAUAUUAUUGAAUGGGGUACAUGGAAAAUAUUUGGAAGUACUAGUUUAAUAACAAGUGAUGCAGUUACUACCAAAUAUUCGGCACAAAAUGAUGGAUAUGGUUUUGUUACAUUAUUUUUAACAAUAGUUUUUCUUAUUGUUGCAUAUGUUCUUUUAUUAAAUAAUCUUAUUGCUUUAUUUAAUUUUACAAUUCAACGUGUUCAUGGUCAAUCACGUCAAGCAUGGUGUUAUCAUUUUUAUGUUGUUUUAAGAGAAUAUGAAGAAAAAAAAAUGUUUGUUCCACCAUUUAAUUUAUUAUUAUGGCCAAUAAAAUGUUUAAUGCGUCAAAAAUCUGAUGAUAUUAAUAGGGAAAAAAAAAUUUUUGGUGAAAAAAAUCAUUAUGAUAAAGCACAUAUUCGAAGACAACAACAACAACGAAUAGCUGAAAAAUAUUGGAAAGACAAACAAGUUAGUGACAAUAGAUCUGUUAAUUCAGGACCACCAUAUAUAUCUUGUCAAUGUAGAUGCCGUGGCACUGAAAUUGGUGAUAAUGAAACGACAUUUUUAUAA